Molecule: messenger RNA, 938 nt
Organism: Paramecium tetraurelia
Lineage: Eukaryota; Ciliophora; Oligohymenophorea; Peniculida; Parameciidae
Exons: 3
Biological process (GO): triglyceride biosynthetic process
Cellular component (GO): endoplasmic reticulum membrane
Molecular function (GO): diacylglycerol O-acyltransferase activity
Source: RefSeq, a predicted model, not a curated record
AUGGCAAUUCCAUUCAAAUCUAUUAUUGGAACUUUGCUUUAUUAAUUGUGGAUAGUAAUGAUGGGAAUCUCACUUUAUUUAAUUUACAGAGCUUUAACACAGGAUUAUUGGUUGAUACCUAUCUUAUUGGGAUUUAUUGGAUUCUAAUCCAAAGUAUAGAAAAGCGAUACAUUCGUUCGACUUUUUAAAUCACUGGAGAUAAUGAAAUUCUUCAAUAAAAAUACUAUCUAAACUCUUGAAAAAGUUAGAGAUAAAAAUGUGAUAUUUGCUUUUCAUCCUCAUGGUAUCUACAGUUAUUCAACCAUAUCAAAUACUCAUACAACUGGAACAUUCUUUGAAAAUAUGGUCUUAUUGGGAUCAAACAUGGCAUUAUUGUUCCCCAUAGCUGGAUUAUUUUUGAAACUCUAUGGAAUUCAAGGAGCAAAUCCAGAAAAUUUUAAGAGAUUAUUAACAUCAGGAGCUUAGGUAGGAUUGUUGCCUGGAGGAUUUGAAGAGGCCACAAUAACCUCUCCAAAAGAAAACAGAAUAUUUAUAAAAUAACGAAAAGGAUUUAUCUAUUAUGCAAUGAAGUAUGGUACUAUAAUAUACCCUGUAUUUGUAUUUGGAGAAAACACUCUUUUCAACACAAUUGAUUGGUUCCUCCCUCUUAGACUUUGGCUGAACAAAUUCAAAUUAGCAGGAACAGUCUUUUGGAGCAGAUUUCUUACAAUACCUGAACCAAAUAGAGAAAUUCACACUGUUUGUGGCAAGGGUAUCGUGUUGCCUUAAGUUGAGAAGCCUUCCCGUGAAGAUGUCGAAAAAUAUCAUUAAAUUUACAUUCAAGCUGUUAAAGAUCUUUAUGACCAAUAUGCUCCAUUGUAUGCGAAGGGCAUUCCUUUGAAAAUAUAUUGAAAAUGUAAAAUAUGUAUUGAAGAGUAUUUAGUAAAAUAUAUUUAUCU